AUGGCAGACCACCUGUCAAGCGUGUUUACCAGAGUCUUAUUGCGAGGUAGCAGCAGCACAGAGGGGCAGCUUGCUUCCGUGCUGGAGGAGAGGACCACCGGCUUCACAGAUGUCUUGGGUCCGCCGCCCAACUCCUACCGCAACUCAAUCCGGAACGUCGGCGUCGUCUUCCCUGAGUGGCACAUCAGAUCGAGUCUCUCCUCCCAAUCCGGUCAAAGUGGAUCCAACUACGACUACAGCGACUCCGGUGACUCGAGGUCCAACAACACCGGCUACUCCUCCAACGCGGCGUCCGUGUCAGCGGACCUGGGUACCAGCGACGAGCUCACGAAGAUUGCUCAGAGAAUGGUCAGCGACGGCUACACCCAGCGCAUGGUACGAGCAUUCCACAACACAUCUCUCACGGGAACAAUUGGCCCGGACCCUGCGCUGAAGAAUUGGUUCAUCGAGCUAGACGUCGACUGGGUUCUUUAUUCACGGCUGCAGCUCCAGCUCCAAAAGGUGACUGCGUAUUGGCUCCAAGAAUUGGUCCAGAGGUGGAUCCGAGCUCUCAUCAUAAUUGUUGCCAGUAUCAAGGAAGUAAUGCUUGUCCACGACCACGAGGCACUGGCUGUCACACGGUUUGGCAAAGCAAGUAUCUCAACAAUGCUCGUGGUUGUUGACACCAUACUCAGAGUUAUCGAGGAGGAUAAGCUACAGACAGAAGAGAAUGGGUUAACUCAGGUCAUAUCCAACACCAUGAUGGACAUCAGAUCAUAUUAUUGUGACAACCCGUGGACUAUCGAGAUUGCACGAAGCGGAGGAAGAGUUCACAGAAAGAUUCAGUUUCUUGUGCAUUGCAUACUGUCGAUGAGGAAAGCAUGUGCUUCGACGCUCAACUCUGCACAAAGCCAAAACACUGUAAAGCUUCGUGACGCCAUAGAUGAAACAAUCGAUUAUCUUAAGGAUCAGCUUCUGAGAAAAUCGGAAUGGUUCUUGGAUCCAAGGCUCAGGUCUAUGUUCCUACUCAACAAUUCCUAUUUUGUUGCUCAGGCGAUGUCUCACUCUCACCCAUCGGGAAUUAAACUUACACCAGAAUGCGAGAAGUACAUGGAUUUAUAUCUUCACUUUUCUUGGGGACAUGUGUUGUCCUGCAUACCGAAAUCGAAUUUUCCUGGACUUCUACGUCGUUGGAUCAACACUUCUCCACUAGCUAAAUUUGAGUCAGCAUUUCAUAAAACAUACCAGACUCAGAAGUUCUGGAAGGUUCCGGACCCCCAGCUCAGAGAUGUGCUGCGCAGAGCUAUUAUCGAGAGAGUCAUUUCAGGUUCCCGUGACUACCUGAAGGAGCAUCCAGAGCUAGCUGAACAGGUUAGCCAGGGAAGCAACAGUCCCGAGGUUUUGGAGGACAUGCUGGGAGAGUUUUUUUAA
Molecule: messenger RNA, 1410 nt
Organism: Aegilops tauschii subsp. strangulata
Lineage: Eukaryota; Viridiplantae; Streptophyta; Magnoliopsida; Poales; Poaceae
Product: exocyst complex component EXO70C1-like
Biological process (GO): exocytosis
Cellular component (GO): exocyst
Molecular function (GO): phosphatidylinositol-4,5-bisphosphate binding
Source: RefSeq, a predicted model, not a curated record